This is a messenger RNA of Mya arenaria, 3342 nucleotides long. RefSeq names its product origin recognition complex subunit 3-like. The transcript is spliced from 20 exons. Gene Ontology annotation, biological process: DNA replication; DNA replication initiation. Gene Ontology annotation, molecular function: DNA replication origin binding. The coding region runs from base 33 to 2147 and encodes 704 amino acids. Lineage: Eukaryota; Metazoa; Mollusca; Bivalvia; Myida; Myidae. The record is from RefSeq and is a predicted model, not a curated record. Gene Ontology annotation, cellular component: nuclear pre-replicative complex; DNA replication preinitiation complex; nuclear origin of replication recognition complex.
CUUCAGUGUAAACUUGAAAUUAUUGCGGGAAAAUGAGCACCGCAGGAUCGGUAUCGAAGGGGUGUUUUACAUUCAAAGGAAAAAAGAGAAGAGUCAAUGUGGAAGAUUACCUACCAAGGGCACAGAACAAGGACAUAGAGUCGUGCCAAGCAAGGUUUCAUGAACUGUGGGAGGAGAUGGACACACAAAUGCAGAUACUGCAGUCUGAUUUUAACAGCAGCAUAUUUGAGGAGCUACUGACGUAUACUCAGUGUGCACAUGCUAGCUUUUCACUGGAAACGUGUGCAAGUGCCUCACUCAGAGAGAUACCUGCAGCUGCAUUGGUCACAGGUGUGAACACACCAGACCAUGGCACAAUGUUCGGUAACCUUGUCUCAAUGCUGCGGGACAGAGUUACGCCCCUUGUCACCAUUCUCAAGUCUAAGGACUGUCAAAGUGUGAGGAACAUUCUCACCAGAACUAUGUCCCAGCUCCUGGAUAACACACACCUGGAUUAUGAUGAUGAUGAAGACAGUGAAGCAGUCAACAGUCGAUCCCUGCCUCUCACCCUGUCCACACUUGCCAAGUGGUACCAUAACAAAUAUGUUAGUAAACCCUCCUCUCCUAAAAAGCGCAAGUCUAGUGCUGGUGUAGGUGUAGAGAGGGGCGGUCUCCCACCAGUCGUCAUUGUGAUGGAAGACUUUGAAAACUUCCCGCCACGUGUAGUGCAGGACUUCAUCAUUAUUACAAGUAACUAUAUCAGCCUGCUACCAGUAGUGUUUAUUUUCGGGAUAGCGACAUCAGUGUCUGCUAUUCACCGCCUGCUGCCUAACGAGGUGUCGUCGCUACUGUGUAUGGAAAAGUUCCAGGCUCCACCUUCAACUGAGUACCUCACCCUCGCCAUCAGCCAGAUGCUGAUGACAUCAAGAUGCCCGUUUAAGCUUGGAAAGGGAGUAUUCCAGCUGCUCCUUGAUAUCUUCCUCUACUAUGACUUUUCUGUGCUCAACUUUAACCAGGCAUUACGGUUUGCAAUGCUUGAUCACUACACUAGUCAGCCAUUGAGUUAUUUGUGCUGUAAUCAUGAUGACACGGAGGUUACAGUCAAUCAGAUGGAUGGACAGGCUCUUGACAGGCUGCGUCAACUCAGUUCCUUUAUGAGCUAUGUGGAGGAAUGUUCAACCACAGAACAACCAAGUCUUCUUCUAGACGAAAAGUUCACCAAGAGAAGAGUGGUCCAGCUGAUAAAUGAGAUGUUUGAAUACCAUAUCAACUUCUUCCCCAUACUCAACUGUCUACACACACUCGUGUCAAAACUACCCGGCUAUCCACUCGGAAAACAGGUUCGUGAGGUGUACUCAGCAUGUCUGGAGGAGAGUGUGUGGGAGAGAGAGGACUAUAAACAUGCAACAGACCUCUUGAGGAUGUUGGCGAAAGAUGAGCUUAAGACCCUAGUCACCCAGUGUGUGAACAAGUUGGCCACUGAAGCUCAACUUGCCAGUGUUAAAACUGACCUGGAGAGGUUUGGAUACAGGAUGGACCAUAUUGAUGAGGAGGCAGAGGAGGAGCCAGCUGGUGAUAUGGAAAUGGUUGACACUAGCCUGCCAUCCCGCACAUCCCUACAUCAGCUACGACAGAGACUACAGGAUAUCAGUAAGAAACAGAAAAAGCAGAGCCCGUUUGAGAAACUACGAGAGGAGAUUGUGGAUUAUUGUCACGCCUUAUUCAGGAAGUAUUUGAUUGCGCCAAGUAGCCUACCACUAUACGAGAUUUUCUACUACACUUCAACAAGAGUGAUCAAGCAGCGCCUGAAUGCCUCCCCCAGAUCUGCAUUACAGAAGGCGCUUAGCAACCCAGGCUACUACCUUCAGGUCACAAUAUGUGUGUGUUGCGACGUGGAGGGUAACCACAUAGGCAGCAGAAUGCCAGACACGUGUGUGGUGUACAAACUACAUCUCGAGUGUGGACAACUUAUUAACCUUUAUGACUGGAUGCAAGCGUUUGUGACUGUGGUUCAGCAGGAAGAUGAGAAUGACAGCCUCAAACAAGCAGACCAUAAACUACAAGCUCGGUUUAUCCAGGCCGUGUCACAGCUCCAGUUUCUUGGAUUCAUCAAGCCAACGAAGCGGAAAACUGACCACGUGGCCCGGCUUACUUGGGGAGGAUGUUGACCUGCAACGUUCGUGGUUGACCUUCGACCAGAGAGUAGUGUAUCUCUUGACUGUGGUUGAGUCACCAAAGUCAAUGGCCACUCUCUACUAAGAUUCAUUGUAUUGGAUAGAUUGUUCUUUAUGUAGAAUAUCCUUCAAUCUUUGUUGUGAAUGAUCUUCAACCUUGAUGUGGAAUGGCCUUCAACAAUCAGUUGAGAUUGACUUUGUUUUUGAAUGAUUUCGACCUAUGUGGAAAACAACGCACUUUGUUUGGUAAAUUAACUGUUUGUUUGCCAUUGGUUUUCACCUUUCACCUGAGUAAGUUUGGUAAAAUCAAUGUACAUGUCAUAAAGCGCAGAGAGCAUUUACAAUUAUUGAAGAGAAUAUUUGCUUUUAAGUUGAAACUUUGUAUGAACAGAAAUACCUAUAAAGUUACAAAUAGGAUCAAAUUACAGUGUUACCUACUUCAUCAAUGCUUUCUUGUUGCAAUUAUUGUUAAAAUUAAUACACAAAAUAAUUACAUUAAUAUGGUUAAAGAUAUAUUCAACACAUAAUAAUAAUAAACACAUGUUUACUGUUUAAUCAACGAAAAUGAAUUGUGUAUUCAGGGGAAUUUGUGUCUUAAAGCUGCACUCUCACAGAUUUACCAUUUUUAAAACUUUUUUAUUUUUUGUCUUGGAAAGAGCAAAUUUUUCCAUAAAUAUUUGCAAACCAAUGUUAUAAGAUUGCUGACAAAAGAUCAGAUUGCAGAUUUUCAUAUUUCCAUUCGAAAAUUUAUGUUUUAUGGCUUAAACCGUUACUAAUGGUUUAAGAAGAAUGCAAAAAAAUAUCUAUUUUUGUACUUAAAUAUAAAAAUCUGUGAUCUAUUUUUUUGUCAGCAGACUUUACUAACUGGUUUACCAUGGAUUUUUGCAAAAAUUGGCUAGUUCCCAGACAAAAAAUAAAAAAAAGUUGUCAAAACGUUCAAUCUGUGCAGCUUUAAUAUGUCACUUAUAUGAGGUAUAAAAAAGGUUUCUGUGAUCAUGAGUGUACAAUAUUGAAACAUUGUGUUGCAGAAAUCAUUGGGACAUGUCUGUGUUCAUCAUUCAUUUUUAAGUGAAAUGGCAUUUAUUGUGAUUUUUUGAAAUGGUGUAAAAAAUAGUUUGUGAAUGAAGACUUUGCUGAUGAUGACCUUAAUUGCAAAUAUAAGUAUAUUGAAUAAACAUGUGAAACUAUA